GUGCCAGGUGGCGCUGUACGCCAUGGGGCGCUGCCCCGACGUGUUCCCGCAGCCCGAGCGCUACGACCCGCGCCGCUGGCUCGGCAAGGACGACACCACCUUCAAGGCCUUGGCCUUCGGCUUCGGCGCGCGCCAGUGCAUCGGCCGGCGCCUGGCCGAGGCCGAGAUGAUGCUGUUCCUGGCGCACGUCCUGAGCAACUUCAGCAUCGAGGCCGUGUCCAGCGAGGACGUCCCGACCGCGUUCCGCUUCAUCCUGGUGCCCCAGAGAUCGCCGCUGCUGACCUUCCGCCUCCUGGAGUGACCAAUGGUCACUCAAUGGUCACUGACCGGUCAUUGGGGUCACUCAGUGGUCAUUGGGGUCACUCAGUCCCGACCGCGUUCCGCUUCAUCCUGGUGCCCCAGAGAUCGCCCCUGCUGACCUUCCGCCUCCUCGAGUGACCACUGGUCAUUGGGGUCACUGACCGGUCAUUGGGGUCACUCAGUGGUCACUCAAUGGUCACUGGGGUCACUCAGUCCCGACCGCGUUCCGCUUCAUCCUGGUGCCCCAGCGAUCGCCGCUGCUGACCUUCCGCCUCCUGGAGUGACCAGCGGUCACUCAAUGGUCACUCAGUGGUCACUCAGUGGUCACUCAGUGGUCACUGUGGUCACUCAGUCCCGACCGCGUUCCGCUUCAUCCUGGUGCCCCAGAGAUCGCCGCUGCUGACCUUCCGCCUCCUCGAGUGACCACUGGUCAUUGGGGUCACUCAGUGGUCACUGUGGUCACUCAAUGGUCACUCAGUCCCGACCGCGUUCCGCUUCAUCCUGGUGCCCCAGCGAUCGCCCCUGCUGACCUUCCGCCUCCUCGAGUGACCACUGGUCACUCAAUGGUCACUGACCGGUCAUUGGGGUCACUCAGUGGUCACUCAGUGGUCACUCAAUGGUCACUCAAUG
Zonotrichia leucophrys gambelii is the source of this 930-nucleotide messenger RNA. RefSeq names its product cytochrome P450 11B, mitochondrial-like. The record is from RefSeq and is a predicted model, not a curated record. Gene Ontology annotation, cellular component: mitochondrial inner membrane. The coding region runs from base 23 to 301 and encodes 92 amino acids. Gene Ontology annotation, molecular function: heme binding; steroid 11-beta-monooxygenase activity; corticosterone 18-monooxygenase activity. Gene Ontology annotation, biological process: aldosterone biosynthetic process; cortisol metabolic process; cholesterol metabolic process. The transcript is spliced from 2 exons. NCBI's taxonomy places the organism in Eukaryota, Metazoa, Chordata, Aves, Passeriformes, Passerellidae.